Molecule: messenger RNA, 2001 nt
Organism: Macadamia integrifolia
Lineage: Eukaryota; Viridiplantae; Streptophyta; Magnoliopsida; Proteales; Proteaceae
Exons: 2
Coding region: 1039-1584 (181 amino acids)
Source: RefSeq, a predicted model, not a curated record
CUGAUUUUAUCAAGAGUGACGGAAUAGACUUAAGGAAGAUGGGAGGAAGAUGAGAGGAAGCGAGGUGGGGAGGUCGAAGAGGUCUUCGACCUUUUUUAUCUUAAAUUUUGUGUAAUAGAUUUUUUCAGAAUCUUUUUGCCCAACAAAAUUUAGGCCUUUUUCUUUCUGUUAUUUGAGGAGAAGAGCGUUUUCUUGGUCUUGAUUUAGCUUGGAUUCAUGGGACUUCUCAGAUCAUUCCAAGUUUUUGAAGAAAUAGGCAAUUUCUAGGGUUUCUGAUUCUUUGGCUUGAACGUUUUUUGAGGUGAUUUGGGAACCAAGACUGGAUAAUUUCCCCCCUCCUUUUUUGCAGUUUAUUAUGGAAUUUUGACGAUCCUGGAGUUGGUUCAGCGUGCAGAACAGAGGAUUUAGGUUGUUUGAGUUCGUUUCUUCCUGUGCUUCAUUCUGCUAGUUCUAGCCUUUGAGUUGGAUUUGAGUAUCUUUUCCAAUAGUUCCUUCUGGUUUGUUUAGUCUUUUGAGUUCUAGCCUUUGAAUGUGAUGAGAAAGAUUUCCAUAUUUUUUUGGCGGAGAUUUUUGGUUUUCUUCUUUUGUUUCUUCUUCCAUCCUGAAGAAAUGCUAGAAAACUCCUAAAGCUUCUUCCUGACUUGAUUAUUUACUGCUUAUGUUGGAUUUGAGACUUAACGGUUAUCUUUGUUCUUUUCUCGAUCACAUCUCAUCUUUUUGUUGGCUGAUUACAAUCUUGCCUUUAUCUGCUUUGUUAUUUCUAGUGGAUCAUUAAUCAUUUAUUCCUAUUUUAGUGGUUUCUGGAAUUGGCAGAAACUCCACGAGUUUCUUCUUUUGCAGGUCUCAAUUCUUUACCCAAAGUCUCGAACACACUGAAAUUAUUCCCAUCCAUUCCCUCUUCCAAACCCUAAAAGCAACCCUUUGCUCUUCGAGUCUACAUCAUCAGGUGUACUAUCAUUCAGUUUCCCUCUAUCUUUAACGGAUUUUUCUUCUUCUUUUUGGGGUCUAUCUGUCGAUCCGAUAUUUUUCCGGGAAAGAAUGGCUUUGGCUUUCCCUCGAUUUUCUUGGUGGUUGUGGAGUGGAAAGGAUCACGAACCUACAGUGUCCUCUGGCUCUUCUUUAAAUUCUUCAUCUGAUUUUGGGUUGGGCGUGCGAGAAUUGGAUACUGUGAAAUUUCCUUCAGUAAAGGGAGGUAAGAUGCACUCCUCGCCGAGAAGGAUUAAGCGGAAAUGGCAUAGCAGAGAAGAGCGAAGAAUUGACAGGGAAUAUGAUCUGGUGCUGGUUCCAUCCGAUGGUGGGUGUUUAUCGGGAUCUGAAUCUGACGAUUCCGAUUGGUCGAUUGGGUGGUUGGAGCCCCAUGCCCCUGAUUUCCUGAGUGACGAUGAGGCAGAGAACAGUUUCGCCGUGCUUGUUCAAUGCUAUGGCCGUGGUCGGAGGGAGCUGGCGGAGGUGGAAAGUCCCAAGACCCAGUUUCCAAAGACCCUGUUCUUGGGUGCCAUCGGGAACCCCCCCAAUACUGCUAGCCAUUUUAUAGAAAGCAAGAAGUAUAUAGAAGAGUGGCUGUCUUCUCUUCAGAACAACUGAGAAUCACUACUUGUUAGUUGCUGUCAGAUUUGGCCCUAGGACAGUGCUUCUUCUGUGUAACUUGACUACCAGUGAAUAAUAGCAUUACCAAUCCAAUGACUAAGGAAGUGAAAGCAGCUAAAGUUGGAUGUGUAUAAGGCCUGGUUUGCUCCUUUCUUCUCUUGGGUGCAUAUUACCCUUUUGCUUCUUCCAGGAGUAGGGACUAAUUCGAUGGAGAACAAGAAAAAAAAUUUUGAGGGUGGAGGGGGGGAGGGGGGUGGUGCUGGUGUUUGAAUCCUUACAUAUAUAAUAUAUUCUUUGAAUGUAAAUAGCCGCUGCUGUACAUAUGGGAAAGCAUUUAUAUGCUUAAGUUAUCAGUUCUUGUAAAUAUACCUUCUAUUUUGUCCAUAAUAUCGAAGGGCCUGACUGAUAUAGUUA